CCCGGCUCAGCGCCUCGGCUCCUGCGCCUCGCUCCGAGGGCAGACCUCGGCGUGGCUCAGCACUGCCAGGGCGGGACAAGGCCCCUCAGGAACAGAGGUCUGUGCUGUGGUCUGCAAGGGCAGGAGCAUGGCUGUGUACGUCCGGAAGCACCCCCUGGAGAUUCCCCCACCAUCUGAGAAAGACUGGCCCGAGGAUGAGGAGGAGAACUUCUUCCUGCAGGAUCCUGAUGGAGAGCGUGCUGCCCUGCCUCAGCCCCUCAGGAUGGCCAGCAAACUGGUGAUGCUGGCUUUUGAGAAUGCCAUGGGAGCCAUUGAAAGAAGGGAGAUGCUCCGAGAAGCACAGCCCACAAAAUGCUGUCCCACGGCUGAAUUCCAGGUAACUGGAAGAGCCAAUUGCCUUGCAGUGUCUGGAACGUGCAUCUUCGCUGGCCUGUCGGUGGGGCUGGCUGCCUUCAAGCUGCCUGACUGCGAGGAGCUCUGUGCCUGGGACGCAGGCAGCGCAGAGAUUUGUGCCGUCCGCGCCUCUCACAUGGGCAGCGAGCGCCACGUCCUGCUUGCUGUGGACGAAAUGGGACUUGUCUGGCUCCUCUGCUUUCACAAGGAAACCUUCUUGCUUGUUAAAAUCCUAAAUCAAGUGGAGGAUAUCAGCAAGCAAAGUUCUUGUGUGGAGGUGGUGCUGUCCCCAGGAGGUGAUUUCACAGGAGUCCUGCUGCAAGACAGCACAAAAGCUUGGCUGGAGAUCUACCAGUUGCCUAAGGGUUCCUGGCUGAAGGAGAUGGAAAAGAACUCAGGAGCUGCAGCAGGGCUGGCUUGCAGGGAGAAGAGGUCAAGCUGCACAUCUGUGGGGUCUCCUGUGUCUGCAAGCAGUGCUGAUGCAAAGCUGAGCCUCCCAGUGCUGCUGCUGAAGGUGCAGCCACACAAACCCGUUACAGGCAGUAGUUUCAGAAGCCCUUUGGAUGCCUUGAAGAAAGUGGAUGAGGACAGCAUGCUUGGCUUGGGCUACAACCACCUCAUCACGGCCUCCCAGUGGAAGCAGCAUGAAGCAAUCUUCUGCAGCACUUACCGGGAGUAUCUGGAGGCAAUGGGUGAGAGGGAAUGCAAGGAGGAGACCCCCAGACAUGCUACUUUUCACUUCCUCCUGCCUAGCUGGAUCCUGCAGCUGGGACCUGAAAUCAAGGCACAGCCAGAUGUUCCAGCUGGCAUCAGCGUGCACUGGGAUGGAAGCCACAAUCUCUGCUUCUACUCACUUCACCACCCACUCAAGGAGAGGGCAGAUUCUGAUCCAAACCCUGAUGUUGUGUGGCCAUGUGCAGCUCCCCUUGUGUGCUCUGCUGUUAGCUUCUGCUCCAGGUACCUGGCACUGGCAUGUGAAGAUGCAACAAUAACUAUCUGGGACAAAGACCUAGGGUUCCCUCUGGCUGUGACUGCCACUCCACACAGACGUCUCAUCCGCAGUGUCCACUUCCUGCACGGCUCUGCCGCUGCCACUGAUGAGACACCCUCUGCUGCUGCAGGUGCUGCCUGUCCCCUGCCUGCACCCUGUGCUGCUGCAGGUGCUGCCUGUCCCCUGCCUGCACCCUGUGCUGCUGCAGGUCCUGCCUGUCCCGUGGUGCAGCUCCUGGUACUAUGUACAGACAGCUCUUUCUACUUGGUGAAGGCCGCCAGGGCUGGGAAGUCCAGCAUCAUGCUUCUGGCAGACAGGCCUGAGGAUCCAGAGCUUGCUGUCAGCGCGGUGCUGCCUGUCCUGGCACUCCCCAGCGCAGUGCUGGUCUUCUCCUGGGAUGGCAAAGUGUCCCUGAUGAACACUGCCACAGCACAGGUUGUUUGCCACUUCACUACUCCACCUUCUCACAGCGUAGCAUCCCCCUGGCAGCCAGUGUUCAGCGUGGACAGUCUGAGUGGCUGCUUGCUGCUUCGAGGAGAUAAGCAGCAGCCACUGGCAGAUGCACUGGCACAGGGCGGUGCCAACCACAGCACCAUCUUCCUUUUUGACUUCAGCUCCUACCCACUGAAGGAGGCUUUCCCAAAGGAGCCAGAUUUGCCCCUCAAAUCCUUACAGAACCUGCCUUGGAUGGAGAGAUGUAACAAGCUCUUGCGUGACAGGCAGCAGAGCCUGCUGGGAAAUGAAGAGGAGUUGUCUGAGUACUGGAGCCGGCUGCAGGCACAAGCAGCUGCCAUGGACCAGGAAAGAGAGAAGGUGAAGGGCCAGAAGAAGCCAUAGUCAGAAGCCUUGCACCCUGCAGGGUAGGCUCUGCACUGUCACAGGCCUGCAGAUCCAUGACCCGGCACUGAUGCUGUGUUUUCAACUCUGUCCAACUCUCUCAGGCUGCUGUCCAGCCUGGGGCAGUUUGUCCCCUGGAGCAGCAGCCUGCCACGGGGGUCUGCAGCAGUGCCCCAGCAGGGUCCAGCCUCUCCUCGUCAGAGCCAGAUGCUGCUGAUGGGAGAAUCCUGAGGUGGGAAAGGCCACUGAUGGAGGUGGUAGGCCCAGCAUCCUGUUUGUGCUGGGACCUGGGGUGGCAGAGCAGUGUGGUGUGUCAGUGUCCCACCACAAUAAAGCCCCUUCUCUGUCA
Messenger RNA from Pogoniulus pusillus (Red-fronted tinkerbird), 2570 nucleotides. RefSeq names its product WD repeat domain 93 (gene WDR93). The coding region runs from base 128 to 2221 and encodes 697 amino acids. Gene Ontology annotation, molecular function: protein binding. Gene Ontology annotation, biological process: electron transport chain. Lineage: Eukaryota; Metazoa; Chordata; Aves; Piciformes; Lybiidae. The transcript is spliced from 17 exons. The record is from RefSeq and is a predicted model, not a curated record.